Molecule: messenger RNA, 1167 nt
Organism: Metarhizium brunneum ARSEF 3297
Lineage: Eukaryota; Fungi; Ascomycota; Sordariomycetes; Hypocreales; Clavicipitaceae
Gene: PER
Product: Peroxidase
Biological process (GO): response to reactive oxygen species; cellular response to oxidative stress; hydrogen peroxide catabolic process
Molecular function (GO): heme binding; peroxidase activity
Source: RefSeq, a predicted model, not a curated record
AUGAAGGCCACUCUUGUAAUAUUCUCUGCCAUCUCCAUGGCCAAUGCCUUUCCAGGCAUGUCCGAACUCCGGCAUGUAUCCCGUGCGCAAGAUGAAGACAAUACCAAGAAACUGCCUGGCGACUUGGAGGGUCAAGAUGAGAGCACCAUGUCUGAGACAGGGAAGCUCAUUAAGAAUAUCUUGCAAGGCAACGAAAAUCCUCAAGACCUGACCACGGCGUAUUCUUCGGUCCCGGACCAAAACUCAGCCGAGUGCAAGGCUGACAAGUGUUGCAUAUGGAAGCACAUCGCGGAUGAGAUGAAGUCCAAGAUGACGGGAGAUGCCGGACGUUGCAACAACCUCGCGAGACAAUGUAUUCGCAUGGGAUUCCACGACGCAGCAACGUGGUCUUUAAACACGGGCAAGGACGGCGGCGCAGACGGGUCAUUAGUUCUAGCCAGAGAAUGCUUCGACCGCAAGGUCAACAACGGGGUGACAGACGGCUGCAACCAGAUGCAGGCUUGGUUCGACACGUACAAGUCCUUUGGCGUCAGCAUGGCCGAUCUGAUCCAGAUGGGCGCAAACGUCGCCACGGUUGUCUGCCCCCUCGGCCCCCGAGUCCGCAGCUUCGUCGGGCGCAAAGACAACGCCAACCCAUCGCCGGACGGCCUCCUGCCAUCGCCGUCCGACCCGGCCGACCAGCUGAUUUCUCUCUUUGCCAACAAGACCAUCAGCGCCAACCAGCUCGUGGCCCUGGUCGGCGCGCACACCACCAGCCAGCAGUUCUUUGUCGAUACCGCCCGCGCCGGAGACCCCCAGGACAGCACCCCUGGUGUAUGGGACACCAACUUUUACGGAGAGACCACCGACGCCAAUUCGCCCAAGCAGGUGUUCAAGUUUCAAAGCGACGUUAGUCUAUCGCAAGAUUCUAGGACCAAGGGUGCCUGGACGGCGUUUACCGGGACACAGGGACAGCGUCCUUGGAACGGGGCCUACGCCGCGGCGUACGUUCGCAUGAGCAUGCUGGGCGUGUAUAAUACCAAUGACUUGACCGAGUGCACAAAGGCGCUCCCGCUGCCCAUCACUUCCUUCACGUUCCCCGAUGCAGCGGCCUUGGCGGACUUUGCCAACGGCGGCGCGCCUGAUGCCUCCAGAAACGCGUCCAAUGGAGAUAUUAUUGUAGUCUAG